This is a messenger RNA of Ascochyta rabiei, 1758 nucleotides long. RefSeq names its product 5'-nucleotidase. The record is from RefSeq and is a predicted model, not a curated record. Bases 1 to 1758 code for a protein of 585 amino acids. NCBI's taxonomy places the organism in Eukaryota, Fungi, Ascomycota, Dothideomycetes, Pleosporales, Didymellaceae. Gene Ontology annotation, biological process: nucleotide catabolic process. The transcript has 3 exons. Gene Ontology annotation, molecular function: nucleotide binding; metal ion binding; hydrolase activity, acting on ester bonds.
AUGAAGUUUCCAUUAGCAAGUGUGAUUGCGCUCUCGGCCUUGACAGCGGUCAGUCAAGCACAGGCGGAAGACGCACUCUACAGCAGGCGCAUUGCCAAGCGUGAUGUCGACGCCGAAGGAAACUACAACAUCUCCUUCUUCCACGUCAACGAUGUUCACGCCCAUCUGGACGAGUUUUCUUCCUCGGGAACCGACUGCACCCGUCCGGAACGAGGCUGCUAUGGUGGUUAUUCCCGCAUCAAGACUGUCGUCGAGGAGAAGCGGCCGAGCUACAACGACAGCCUCUGGCUCAACGUCGGAGAUGAGUUCCAGGGCACGCUGUUCUACUCCUUCUACGGCGGCGAGAAGAUUGCCGAGACUCUCAACCAGAUGAACUUCUCCGCCAUGACCCUGGGAAACCACGAGUUCGACGGCGGUGAUGAAGAGCUGGGUCAGUUUCUCGAGAAUCUGACGUUUCCCAUCAUUUCUGCCAACAUCCACUCGCAGAACGAAAAGGUCAACAAAUCGAUCAAGCCGUACCACAUCUUUGAGGAGUACGGCCUGGCUCUGAUUGGCGUUACCACGGACGAGACCCCCAGCAUCGCGAACCCGGACGAGACCACCAUCUUUUCUGACGUUGUCGAAGCUGUGCAAGGUGCCAUUGACGAGAUCAAGGCUACCACCAACAUCACCAGGAUCGCCGCCAUCACCCACAUUGGCUACGACAAGGACCAGGAGCUCGCCAAGGCUACCAAGGGCCUGCAGCUGAUCAUGGGCGGCCACAGCCACACGCUGCUUGGCGACAUGGAGGACGCCGAGGGCAAGUACCCGACCAUCGUCGACAACGCGGAUGGCGAUGAGGUUUUUAUCGUCACCGCGUACCGCUGGGGUGAAUACGUGGGCUACAUAGAUGUGACGUACGAUCCGCAGGGCAAGAUUGUGGCCUACCACGGCGCGCCCAUCCACGUCACCAACACCACCGAGCAGGACGCCGGUCUCCAGGCCCAGAUCGAGUCAUGGCGCGGCCCGUUCGAGGAGUUUGCUGCUGAGGUCCUCGGAACAAGUGAGGUCGAACUCGACCAAACCACGUGCCAGCGCCAGGAAUGUCUGCUCGGUGACUUUAUGGCCGACGCCAUGCUCGCCUACCGCAGGAACAACACCGAGGACGUCGACUUUGCCAUCAUCAACGCCGGCGGUAUCCGCGCAACCAUCGACCAGGGCGACAUCACCCGCGGCGAGGUCCUCACCUCCUUCCCGUUCGGCAACUCCAUUGUCCAGAUCGAGAUUGGCGGAAAGGAGCUGUGGGAAGUGCUGGAGGGUAUUGUGACUCGUGUGAAUGUGGCCAACGGAAAAGACGUCACCUCGUUCUUCCAGGUCUCCACCGGCAUCAAGGUCGAGUACAAUCCCAAGAACAGCAACGGCACCAAGCUCGUCACUGUUACCGUCGGCGGCCAGCCCCUGAACAACGACACCACUUACCAGGUCGUUACUCUCGACUUCAUCGCCGGGGGUGGCGACAACUUCUUUACCCCCACCACCGACUUCGUCAGCCUCGACACCCAGGACGAGGUCCUCACCCAGUACAUCCUGGCCCAGUCGCCUGUCAACAUAGCGCUCGACAAGCGUAUUGAGGUUGUCGACCGCCAGCGCAACACCACCGGAAACGGAACGACCUCGAACACCGGAAGCGCUGUCCCUGAAGCCACUGGUGCGGCUGUGCGUUUGGGGUUUAACUUUGUCGCUUUCAUUGUCGCGAUUGGUCUGAAUUUAAUUUUAUAA